GAACCAUUUUUCUAGUAAGUAUUACUAUAAAGUCGACGAUAAUAAUUUUACAUGCAUACUGCCACUACUAUUUUUCGGUUCGAAACCAUAAAAAGAUACAGAUAAGACCGAAAGUGAAAUUAGAAUUUUCGCGAGAAAAUUCCUCUCCGCACUUUAAUCGCGAUUAAGAAGGUUAAAUUCUCACAAGAGGGAUGUUCUGAAAAUGUCCGAAAGUUCACGGGUAAGUUGCUCCUGCGGGAUCCUGCGUCUCUGAAAGCGACUUUAUCACAGAGGCGGGAAAAGGGAGAGAAGGAAAAAAACAUACUCGUUCUCACAACGUGAAAUAAUGUGUCGGGGGGAGGAUUUUUACCGAGCUCGCUCGUUACCCGAGGCGGAAUUACUCUAAAAGUAGGUAGCCACCGGCCGCGUACCCGCGCCGCCAAUUACGCCGGGGCGACUACGACUAUAUAGAAGAGCCACGCCGACUCCGCCGGCUGAUUUCUGCGAGUAGACUCGACGCGACCAUCCGCGCACAUCUCACCGUGCAACAGCCAUGAGACUACCAAUUCUCCUUGUCGCACUGCUGUCGACCGCGUGGGCGCAGACGAGGAACGCGGAGAGGCCGGCUCGCGCGCCUCAGGGGCAAGUCAAGUACGACGAUGCCGACGGCUCGAGGAUCAACUGGAAGUACGUGGCGCCUCAGAAUCAGUGGCGGUCGCACUUGGCGGGUGGGAACAUACAGCGGUCUCAGCGUGGCGAGGAUGGUUCGGUCCAACGGGCCCGGCAGGCCCAGCAGCGAGCUCCGCAGCACCCCCAGCAGCACCCCCAGCAGCACCCCCAACAGCAGCAGGACCAUACGCACCAUCUCCAGGCGAUUCCGCAGGCGAUCCAGAACCAGCAGUUCUACAAACCGUACUCGGAGGUGCCCGGUCACAUCAGGCAGCUGAUCGAGAAGACUUAUCAGCCGCAGCCGCCCUACGUCGACCCCACGUCCUUCCUCUACAGCUCCAGCUUCGUCGCGCCGCAGCAACACGAGCAGCAACCGACGCACGCCGCCUCCGAGCUACCUCGUGCCGCCUACCUGCAGCCCUCGGCGAGAUACCAGUCGAUCGACCCGCGGAAUCGGCCGCAGGCCUCCCAGCUGGAGUACAGCGACAGGAGGGUGGAGCGUCGGGACGGGGUCGUCUACAGGGACGAUUACGAGCAGCAACAGCAGCAGCAGCAGGUAGCUGCGCCGCCGGCGGGAACCUUGCCGGAGCCGCCGUUGCCCACGAUAUACCUCGACCGGAACAUGCCGAGCGAGCUGAAGCAGCUACUGCAAUACCAGGCGCAGAUACCGUACGACGUUACGGCGAAUCGCAUCCAGUACACGCCGAAGAGCCUCUUCAUCCCGAAGCCGUUGUCCGACGACGCGAAGGGGCAGUAUUAUUAUCGGAGCAAGGUCUACUACACGGACGACGAGAACGCCGAUGCGGAAUAUCCGCAGAACAAGCCGGUCGAUGAGGAACAGCGCCAUUGAUGGAUACGACCAUGUGUAUUACCACGCGGUUUUUAAUAUAGAUUAAUAAUAAUCUUAUUUACCGGUAAGCUUUUCCGAGAGAGAAGUAGAGAGAGAGAGAGACGGCUCUGGCUGGUUCACCUUCGGGACUCGCUCGAGCUGAACGCGAUUUUCGCGAGAGCGGAAGUGGCCCUCAGCUCCCAAGCGUCAUCACAGCGGCGCCGAGGCGAGCGUCUCGCGCGCCUUAAAUUAUUACAACGCUUGUUGACGUUACUUCAAUGACGUUAUAUGAUACUUCGUAUUAGCGUGUACUUUUACGAUAGGAGCGCGUUACUAGUUAAGGGAGUGCGGUUCGUUCGGAGGACACGGUCUGAUCGGGGAAAAUUGAUCGAAUGGAGAACCGAUCGGAGAUGUCAGGUAGAAUUGUUGAUGGGAAUUGAUGGGAGAAUUGGAAGAACUGGAGGAAUGACAAGAAUUGUAAUAUAGGCGAAUUAAUAGAUAUUAAUAGAAUUUUGAUAUUGAUAAAUUUGUGGGGAGGGAGAAAGAAAGGGAGAAAGAGAAGUUGCGAGCCUGAGAGUUCUUUUCUCGAUCAAUUUUCUACUUCCGCCGAAUUGCGUUCGACCAGUUUAUCGUCCGGUAUUAGAUGGAAUACCUGCGCGGUAGCGCGAAGGAUGUACCUAAUAUUUUAUACACAAAAUAAAUCGUUUCUGCUUCUCGCA
Molecule: messenger RNA, 2196 nt
Organism: Dinoponera quadriceps
Lineage: Eukaryota; Metazoa; Arthropoda; Insecta; Hymenoptera; Formicidae
Product: putative mediator of RNA polymerase II transcription subunit 26
Exons: 3
Coding region: 533-1498 (321 amino acids)
Source: RefSeq, a predicted model, not a curated record